Messenger RNA from Hyaena hyaena (striped hyena), 1948 nucleotides. Its product is annotated as T-cell activation inhibitor, mitochondrial-like. NCBI's taxonomy places the organism in Eukaryota, Metazoa, Chordata, Mammalia, Carnivora, Hyaenidae. The record is from RefSeq and is a predicted model, not a curated record. Gene Ontology annotation, cellular component: mitochondrion.
UCCCUCCGGCCUAGCCCGUCAGGUCUUGGGCUCAUUCGCGUGUCCCAGAGCUUUCCGAGGAGCGCGCGGAGCCCACUCCCGGCCGGGCGGUGAUUAAUGGAUGGCUGGGAAUUGACGUAUAUAUAUACAUUCAGAAAUGUUUUGCCACCUGAGACCUGUGAGAAGGUUAUGUCUAGAGAAGAGAUUUCCACACUGGUUGCUCUACUCAAGAGCUUUAUCGGGAGCUGAAGCGGUCAAUGCCUUGAGGCCAUUCUAUUUUGCAGUACAUCCAGAUUUCUUUGGACAACACCCCAGAGAGAGGGAAGUCAAUGAAAAUUCUCUUAAGAGAUUAAGUGUCUACUUGGAAAACCUCCAGAAACCAGGCUUCAAGUCUUUGAAACCAACUCAGCUUACAUUUUAUGUGAGAGAAACAGAGCAGAACGCCUCUGAAGGCCAGGAGCCCUUUAGCACAUGUUUAUCUGUUGAACAUAUCCAAAGCUUGAAUUCUAAUGUGUAUUCCCAGCCUCUCAAAGAGGCUAAAAGGAUGUCUGACAGGCCCAUCAAGUGGGACAAGUCUUAUUACUACUUUACUGGAUUCAAGGACCCUCAUGAAGACCUUGAACAAGUCUCAAGAAUGGAAACAACCCUCACAUCCUGGUUAGAUAGCAAUGGGAAAAGUGCAGUUAAAAAGUUGAAGAACAGUUUGCCACUUAGAAAAGAACUAGAUCGCUUAAAAGACGACCUGUCCCAUCAGCUGCAGCUCUCAGACAUCAGGUGGCAGAGGAGCUGGGGCGUCGCCCAUCGCUGUAGCCAACUUCACAGCUUGGGCCGCCUAGCACAGCAGAACUUGGAGACACUUAAAAAUGCAAAGCUUUUUGAAAGAUUACCAAGUUAUUUUGACCUUCGGAGGAGGCUGAUGCUCUUAGAAGACCAAAUAAGCUAUCUUCUAGGUGGCAUACAAGUGGUUUAUAUCGAAGAAUUGCAGCCAGUAUUGACACUUGAGGAGUAUUACUCGCUUCUUGACGUGUUCUAUAAUCAACUGCUGAAAAAGAGAAUACCCUUUCACCCUCGAAGUCUGCGUGGUUUACAAAUGAUCCUUAACAGUGACAGAUACGCUCCAAGCUUGCAUGAACUCGGGCACUUUAAUGUCCCAAGCCUCUGUGACCCAGCAAACCUCCAGUGGUUUAUUCUCACCAAAGCCCAACAGGCAAGAGACAACAUGAAAAGAAAAGAAGAGUUAAAGGUUAUUGAAAAUGAAUUGAUAGAGGCUUCGACGAAGAAAUUUUCUCUGGAAAAGUUUUAUAAGGAGCCCAGUGUUUCUAGUAUACAAAUGGUGGAUUGUUGUAAGAGACUUCUAGAACAGUCACUGCCUUACCUCCGAGGGAUGCACCUGUGCAUUUCACAUUUUUAUUCUGUCAUGCAAGACGGGGACGUUUGUAUUCCUUGGAACUGGAAGGAUGGAGAAGCCGUUAAGUAACACAGGAAGCUGCAUUAUUUUUUGAAGAGACAAGAGACCGUUAAGCUUAUUUAAAUCCACAAUUUAAUAUAACAGUAUUAUUUACAUAUUAUAAGAACAAAGUUUCUAACUGCUGCUCUAAAAGUAGACCUUUUCUAAAAUUAAUUUCUGCUGCAAAACUUGUUUCAAAAGGUUUUCUCUCCCAGUCUUUACGGUGUUUCCUGUCUGAUUGGCAAGACUGGGAACAAAGCUGUCUGUAUAUGGGAACCUACUGUGUGGUAUGUAAGUGAGGGCCCUGCGGACCUGAGUAUAUGUACUCGUAUGUGCGGGAACGUGGGGAAGCGUGACCGGGCCUCAUUCAGUGCAGCUCCGAAGUGAUGGGACUCCGUCAACACACAGCUUUGUAGCUGCAUCUCUUGGGCGGAUACGAACUCGCAUUUUGCAGCCAGCAAGGGACAGCUGCAUCCAAAACAGAAGACUGACGGUCGGCAAAAAUUAGAUAACCAGAUUUUU